Anthonomus grandis grandis is the source of this 2550-nucleotide messenger RNA. RefSeq lists its product as uncharacterized. Gene Ontology annotation, molecular function: zinc ion binding. The transcript is spliced from 11 exons. The record is from RefSeq and is a predicted model, not a curated record. Lineage: Eukaryota; Metazoa; Arthropoda; Insecta; Coleoptera; Curculionidae. Bases 790 to 2433 code for a protein of 547 amino acids.
ACUAACCUCAAUUUUUUAGCAACGGUGUUUUGUGGUGUAUCUGCGCUUGCGUGUUUUCCCAGUUUGGUGUGAUGGAAAAUUCCGACAUUUUUGAAUUUAUUUUUUGUUGAAAUACAGAAAUAGACAUCGGAUUAAUAUGCGUAAAUCGCGACGUAUUACAUACACUUAUUAAUGUGGAUUACCUAAUAUUAGAACGUAAUUUUUAAUCCCCACUUGAGCAGAGAUAAGAACUCAUUUAAGUUGGAGACUGGGGAACCCCAGAAAACCGUUUUUAUAAUCUAUGAAUGCAGAUUAUGAUGAAUGAAACAAACCAGGUUCCGGCUGUUUUGUGUUUAAACUAUUGAUAUUAGUGAAAUACUGUCCCAUAGGGACUUUAUUACAUUAUAAGAUGCAGGGCUUCUCAUAUGACAAACACCAUAUCAGUGACAAAAAUAUUUUAUGAAAUAGAGACUAGAGAGAUGAACAGGGGUGUAGAUUCAAUCAAACUGCUUUACUAAAAGGAACUUUAAUGUUGAUAUAAACAUAAAUAAGUUGUUGACAAAGCCAAUGAUAAGUAGCCCCUAAAAGUAGGAAAACAUCAUAAUUAGACUAAGCAAAUAAAAAUAUUUUACUGCACUUUUAUCUUUCUUUGUUAAUUGCAGUGAGUAAAAAAGAGAAAAACGUUUUUAUUUUUUGAUAAGUUAAUUUGGGCAGGGCAGUUUUCUUAGAGUAUUGAUGGGUUUUAUUUGUGGACAGCGGUGAAUGUGCAAUUCCUAGUUCAGAUUGUUUGUUUGCUGGAUCUGGGACACGAUGGAUCCUUUACCGUUUCUUCAAGAGAUCUUUCCUCAUAAAUCUGAAAAUGAAAUAAAGUCUUUAAUUGAAUUAACGCAGGACGACUUACAGCAAGAGUCAUACGAGCGAUGGAUCGAAAUAUUAAUUGAUAUGCUGUCAAGUAACGAUCUGAAUGGCGAUGAGAUUAAUGUAAACGUUCAGGAAAACGAUGAAGCUGGUCUGGGCGAGGAUAAUCAUUUAAACAUAGUUGAAGAAGACGAAGAAGAGGGGGCUGUGGGCGGUUACUUUCAAAAUCCUACAAACUUAGUUUGGGAUCUGUUAAAGCAAACCUUACCUGAAGCGGACCCAAAUUAUUUGAGGGAUCAAGCGAAUCGAUUUGCCAAUGAACCAGAAAAUCUAGAUCAAUUCGUCAUCAAAGCCCUAGAGACAAAUAAUUACCCCACAAUGAAAGACUAUUUAAAGCAACAAAGAGAAGAUGAUGUGCUUGAAAUGUACCAGCCCGACUACGACUUCAAUUUAUUCUUAGAGAAAUUCAUGAAACAAUUUCCAGAUCCAGAGAAGCAUUUUUUAAAUUCGAAUCGUCCGAAUCCACUGGACGAUGAAGACGUAACUGAGCACGACGUGCUUUAUGCCAAAACGUUUCUUUAUAAUAAGUAUCCAGAGAUCAGAAAAAAGCAUUUGGACUUGAUGUUCGUCAUAAAGAAAAGGAACCUUUUUGAUUGCUGUAAUGCUCUGGACUUUUUCCCGAAGGAAUUGAAAAGGAGGAGGGAAGAAGAGUGUUUUCCUGUAUCCAGAAAUCUGGCUUUGUUGCAAGAGGUCGCAUAUGCCAAAUAUCGAAAAUACAUCCUAAUGGUGUUAAAAUACAAAAACGAGGUGUUCAAUAAGAUAAAAGAAGAAGCGAGAGCUUUAGGGUUGUUGGAGAGCUGUGGCGUUUGCAUGGACGACGAAUUAAUCCCCGAAGAAUGUUUUACUUGCAUGAAAGGCUGCGUUUUUUGCCAAAGUUGUGUUCAAAAAUAUGUCGAGGUACAAAUGGGCGACGGUUUAACUACGUUCCCAUGCUGUAACGAUUGUGAUUCGCAGUUUAACCUAUAUGUCCUACAGUUGGCACUUCCACAAAACAUUUUCGAGAAACUAGUACUGAAAAUCCAAAGUAACGAACUGAAAAAGGCCAACUUGGAGGGCUUGGAAAUGUGCCCAUUUUGUGACUUUGUCAGCGUCACCGUUGAAGAGAAUAAGACAUUUAAAUGUCAAAAUGACGAUUGUCUUAAGGAGUCUUGCAGGCUGUGCAAGCACGAAUCUCACAUACCAUUGCGAUGCAAUGAAAUUGAAUAUGACGAGGACGUGCGAAGGAGAACUUAUAUUGAGAAUAUGAUGACUGAUGCUCUAGUUCGGACUUGUCCAAACUGUAACAAGAAAUUCGUGAAAAGUAACGGCUGUAAUAAAAUGACUUGCAGUUGCGGCACUAAAGUUUGUUACCUGUGCUCCCAAGUAAUAAAUGGAUACGAUCAUUUUAGUGAAGCAGGAUGUCCAUUGGUUACUAACGACGCUGUCCUCGACUUAAAUCGGGUGAAAAAGAACGCUGAUAUUGCCAAGCUCAAGCUAGGAAACGUCGAAAUUAAAUUUGAUCCCGCACAAGGCAUUGAGGGUUUUUUCGUGAAAUAACAACGAAUUUUGUUGCUUAACGAUUUUUUUGCUCAACUAUUACGUACCAAUUAGGAUUAGUAACAAAAAUGUAGUUUAAUAAUUAUUUUGAUAAUAUAAUUAGAUUUUAUUAAGACA